CGACAGUGAACCAGUGCUCUCCGUGUCGCCGGGGUGUGAGGGUGUGAAGGGCCGAUAUUAACAGUAUUGCAGUUCGUCAGGUAAAGACUAAAGCAACAUUUAUAUACCAUCCACAAUGAACGAUAUGAUGUUACUGUUGACGAUAAGAGAUAAUGGUUGUAACCGACUCUUUACGAAGUUUAUUAAUGUAUUCAUUUGUGGAACAUGUGAAACGCUUGUGCUUUAUUUAUGUAAGAAUUAAUACAAACAAUUUAACAACAAGACUAUUACCAUCUUGAUAGUUUAGUUAAAUCAACAAAUAAAUGGUAGAUGGAGAUUUACACACAAGAUAAAUGAAACAUGAUAAAUAGACCGCUACUUGAACGAAAGUAUAAUGUGAAGCAGUUUAGAGAAUAAAUACAAUGACACUGACAUUCUCGCUAAAGAAAUAUUAAUGAAACAAGUGAGGUACCAAUAGUUAAUUUAGGCCAAUCAACACUGAAAGCCCCAGUGCGCUGUCAGCAAGAAAACGGGAAGAUGGUGGGUAAAGAGACUGUACCCGAUGUGAACAACUUUUCGUGCUGGUCCCCCAUGUUCCAGCACCCAACGUCACCCUCAGCAGUGGACAUCAUCAAGGCCGUGUGCUCCUCACUCUUGGGCAUCCUCGUCAUCGUCGUCAACACCAUUUUCAUUGUGGCAGUGAAUGGCAAAACUCACGCCAAGCAUCUGUCCUUCCAGCCGCAGGUGGUUACUCACGUCUCUGGGCGUGUGUGACCUAGUGAAGGGCGUGGUGGUGGUGCCCGUAGUGUGUACCCAUUCCACAUCACUGCUGGCCGUACCCUGCCGUAGUGUGUGGGUGUCAGGCCGUCCUCUUGCCCCUCCUGCACCACCAGGCAGCUCUUACACUCUCCCUCCUCGCCCUCGACCGAUAUUGCUGCCUCUUACACCCAGCCAAGUACAACGACCACGUCUCCAGGCCGGUGUGUGUGGUUGUGGUGGUAGGGUCAUGGUUGGCGUGUGCAGGGCUCCACGCCGCUGUGUAUCUACCGACGCCACAUUUCUUUUUCAACCACGUCUCCAACCACUCCUGUGAACCCUACCACACCCUCAACGCCAAGGUCAUCCUGGUCGCGUGCACUGUCUACUUCCCCACCAAUGGUGACCAUGUAUUGCUACGGGACUGUCUUCCACAUGGCGCGCGCUACUUCCCUUCAACGACUGGUAUGUGCAACUGUCAGCACUCCCGAGAUCCUUGGUGGUGCAGUGGUGGAGAAGGCCAUGUUGACUGAGCGCCGAGAGAGACUAAGGAACUGCAGGGUGAUGGCUGUGGUGUCACUAUCAUUCAUCAUCACCAUCACUCCCUGGACUAUACGGCAGAUUAUAGCCGCCUGCACUAACUCCAGGAUCCCUGGUGGGCUGGACUACGGGGUGUGGGUGGUGAGUGUGGGCGGUGGUGUAGUCGUCAUCUUCAUCUUGUGGUUGUUGUCAGCGUCGUUCCGGAGGUCGACUGACGAGACGCUACACAACCGCGUGUGUUGUGGGAACGUGUAUUACGACGACUCCGACGAGGUGAGUUUGGCUCAGGUGUCCCAUCAUGGCAUUAUCACUCACCACGACAUAGUGAGUCACGCUGGCACCUGUCCCGCCGCUGCUCCUCGCUCAGCACCUCUCAGCUGCAACGCCACGCCGCGACACCUGCCUAACGGGAGACUACCCCCGGCGGCCAUGUCCAACGCCGCAUGCGACCUGGAGGCUGUUGGGGAGAAAUACUGGGGUGAGAUCCUGGAACGCACUGUGUCCUCCACGUCACUACACAACCUACAGAGAAUCUACCGUAAUGGCUCCACCGCUCACCCGGACCUGAGGCACCUGUGCGGCACUUCCAUGAUGCCUGACGUGCGACCUACCCACAGCCCAGCCUGGAGGCCCUAAACUACUGUACUGUACACACACACCUUCAGCAGCACCCACUCGCUGCUUCCUCACAAUUGACAAACUCACCGCCACCAUUUUCGGGGUUUAGAAUGGCAGCUAAUAUACUGACAUCAGCAGGCAGUGUUGAGUGUGUGUGUGUAGACGCUC
Messenger RNA from Homarus americanus (American lobster), 2061 nucleotides. RefSeq lists its product as uncharacterized. The record is from RefSeq and is a predicted model, not a curated record. The transcript has 9 exons. The coding region runs from base 1135 to 1911 and encodes 258 amino acids. NCBI's taxonomy places the organism in Eukaryota, Metazoa, Arthropoda, Malacostraca, Decapoda, Nephropidae.